This is a messenger RNA of Myotis brandtii (Brandt's bat), 4396 nucleotides long. Its product is annotated as zinc finger protein 501-like. NCBI's taxonomy places the organism in Eukaryota, Metazoa, Chordata, Mammalia, Chiroptera, Vespertilionidae. The transcript is spliced from 7 exons. The record is from RefSeq and is a predicted model, not a curated record. The coding region runs from base 2263 to 3426 and encodes 387 amino acids. Gene Ontology annotation, molecular function: RNA polymerase II cis-regulatory region sequence-specific DNA binding; DNA-binding transcription factor activity, RNA polymerase II-specific. Gene Ontology annotation, biological process: regulation of transcription by RNA polymerase II.
UGCAUACCUGAGAAAAGCUUUACAAAUGUAAAGAGUGUGACAAAGCCUUUAACCUCUGCUAUAGCUUUACUCAGUAUUGGGGAAUCCAAACUGGAUAGAAGCAAUGCAAAUGUAAAUAAUGUGGAAAAACCUUUAGCUGUUGCCCAAAUCUCACUAAGUAUAUAGAAUUCACACCAGAGGGAGGUGUAGAGAACAUGGAAAAGCCUUCCCCCCAGUGUUGGAACCUUAGUCCAUAUCACAUAAGUCAUGCCAGACUGAAACAAUACAAAUAAAAAGAAUGUGGCAAAAUCUUUAACCAUUAAACAAACCUCAUUGAACUUCAGAGAGUUCUUGGUGGAGAGAAAUCAUGCAAAUGUCAAAAAUGCAGCAAUGCCUGUAUUUAGCAUUUAUAUCUUAAUUGAUAAAUGAGAAUUUAUACUGGAGAGAAACUUAAAAAUUUAAAGAAUAUGGCAAACCCUUUUGCAGGACCUACAGCCUUUCUCAAUAUCAGAGAAUGCAUACUGGAGAUAAAUUCUAUAUUUGUUAUAAAUGAAGAAAGAUUUUUGUCCAAAAUACACACUUCAGAAAACCCCACAGAAUUUACCCUUUAAAGUGACUUUAAAGAUCUAGAAAAUCUAGCAAAGUAGCUAAUCAAAAUUAAAUCUAAAAUAUCAGAAAAUUCACAGUAGAAAGUAAUAAGUCAACACUUUCAAAUAUCAGUAAAUCCGAAUACUUAUUUUAGAGAACCCAGUAAAUAAAGUUAUGUGGCUUUUUAGUAGGAAUCAAAAUACCAAGGGUAUGGAUGUUUGAAUAGAUGUAAUUGCUUACACUGUAUCCUUUUUUAAAAGUUAUUAUGAUGACAGUAUUUGUGAUUUUUUUGAAACAAAAGUAUUAUUGGCUUAAAAUCUUAAUUCAUUUCAUAAUUCUAUAAAUGAUUGUAAUGUGUAUUUUGACUAGUGGUAAUAUAGUGGGUUUGUAAUGCUAUGUUUAGACUAUGUGUGGACUUAAUAUAUUCUCAUUGAUAAAAUGAAUGAACAUAAGUGUAUUAAUAGUGAUGUGUAAUGAAUGAGGUGUUAACAUGCCUUGAAUGUUAAUGUUUCCCACCUCAUUCACCGUUGUGGGUAACAAUUUGUAAUGCACUGGAAUGAUAUUACUAGAAAUCCUUUACCCAGGGACCUUUAACCUUAUAUAGUACCUACAGGGACAUUAUGAUGGUUGCAGUAAAGAUCUAGUGGAAGUAUUUGUAAGAGUUUAGCUAAAAUACUUUAUGAUGUUUCUGCAUUGGCAUUUGUCUUGUGUAGCUAAGGAGCCUUGACUUGAACUCCAUUCUCCCUCCAGUGCACACACUAGACACCAACUUACAGUGUCACAAUUAAAUGUGUAAGGUUUUGAUAUGACUUCUCAAGAAGCCCUUGAGCACUAUAGAGUGUUGUGUACCUCAGGGUCUUUAUUUUGUAUGCCGUAUAUAUAAGAUUGCUGAAGAGUUUACCAAAACCUUGCUGAUUUUCCUUUGAAUAUAACAAUCUGGACCUCAAUUGAGAACCCCAGGGCACUCCACAUGGUGUUUCUAACAAAGGCAUGCACUCUGGGUCCUGCCUCCCUCUGCCUGCAUCCUGUCUUGGCGUCCCUGUGUAGCCCCCUGCAGGCGUAUUGUGUAUUUCCUCCAGGCCUAUGAGUUAUAAACUGGUUUUUGCCAGUUUACCUUGGGGUCUUCUGAGUUACUGCUGGUUACCAUUCAGUACCAGUGAGCUUUGCUUAACAAAUGCUAAUUUAACAAAUCUAAAAAAGUAUGAUUAGAAGCCCUAUUUUUGGAAUUCUGCAUCAUGAUUACAUUUUAGCCUAUAUAUAUUUUUCACACUUCCUUUUUCUGAGCCUAUAUAACAGAUUUGCAUGGUUUUGAUAUGUACUGCAUGUAAUAUGUAAGUAUAGUAACAAAGAUGUGACUUAGGAAUAAGAGGAUUAAUGAGGAAGAAGUGGGUGUAUAUGUGUGUACACAUAUCUUUAGAAAAAAAGGAUCUAAAUUAGUAAUUUAAAAAUAUUUGUUGAUUUACUAGCAAGCUAGAAAUCUUACAGGUUUAUAAUGUGAAUCAUCUUCUAUACAUUACAGUGAAUUUCUCCCAAAUCUGAUGAUUCUUGGUCUGAGAAUCUCCCACUACAGUUCUGUCUGUUUACAUUUCUGUGUCUCAUGUAAGAUCUAACGUAUGUUUUCCUUGUUCCAUAGUGGAUGAAAUGUUGCUUAUAUGUCGUGCUUGGAGAUUUUAAGAAUGGCUUUCAUUGACUUCAAUGGUGUACAGAAAUAUCCUGAAAAUGUUACAUGGACAUCAGAGCCAUUGUCCUUUGAAGUGCUAUGGCUAUACCAUCUCAAUACUCUCCCCAUCCCACAUCAUCCUUGCUGAUCAUUGUCCUUCUGCCCAUGACUGUGGAAGGAAGACAUAUUCUCAAGAGACAGGUGUGAUUCAUCAACAUACGUUCCCCCGUGAAGACAACCCAGAGCAGGAGGAGGAAGAGGACAACAUGGCUGCUCCUCAGUUUCAGGGUCAGUUGACCUUCAGUGAUGUGGCCAUAGAAUUCUCUCAGGAGGAGUGGGCGUGCCUGGACCCAGCUCAGCGGAAACUGUACGUGGAUGUGAUGUUGCAGAACUACAGGAACCUGGUAUUCCUGGGUCUUGUUGUGUCUAAGCCAGACCUGGUCACCUUUUUGGAGCACAUGAUGGAGCCCUGGGAGUUGAAGAGAAAAGAAACAAUAUCCAGCCAGCCAGUUAUGUCUUCUCAAGUCACCCAGGGCUUGUUACCAAAACCAGGCAUCGAAAAUUCAUAUUGGAAUAUGCUACAGGCAUUUGAUACCGAAGAGAAGCCUUAUAAAUGUGGAGAAUGUGGCAAAGCCUAUAAAUGGUAUUCAAGCCUUACCAGUCAUCAGAGACUACAUUCUGGAGAGAAGCCUUAUAAAUGUAGGGAAUGUGGCAAAGCCUUUAGCAAAUCUUCGAGCCUUACCAGUCAUCGGAGAAUUCAUUCUGGAGAGAAGCCUUAUAAAUGUAAAGAAUGUGGCAAAACUUUUACCCAGAGCUCAAAUCUUGCUCAACAUCAGAAAAUUCAUUCUGGAGAGAAGCCUUAUAAAUGUGGAGAAUGUGGCAAAGCCUUUAUCUCAAGCUCACAUCUGACUCGACAUCAGAUGAUUCAUUCUGGAGAGAAGCCUUAUAAAUGUAGAGAAUGUGGUUUUGCCUUUAACCGGUGUUCAACCCUUACUCGACAUCAGAGAAUUCAUUCUGGAGAGAAGCCUUAUAAGUGUAGAGAAUGUGGUAAAGCCUUUAUCCGGAGCUCAAAUCUUACUCAACACCAGAGAAUUCAUUCUGGAGAGAAGCCUUAUAAAUGUAGAGAAUGUGGCAAAGCCUUUAUCUGGCCCUCACAACUUAUGCAACAUCAGAGAAUUCAUACUGGAGAGAAGCCUUAAAAUGUAGAGAAUGUGACUAAGCCUUUAACAAUUCUUCAAGUCUCAUGGACCAUUAGAAAAUUCAUACUUGGGAGAAGCCUUAUAAAUGUAGAGAAUGUGGCAAAGCCUUUACCCACCGCUCAAAUCUUACCAAACAUGAGACUGCAUACCUGAGAGAAGCUUUACAAAUGUGAAGAGUGUGACAAAGCCUUUAACCUCUGCUCUUCAAUAUUGGGGAAUUCAUACUGGAUAGGAGCAAUACAAAUAUAAAGAAUAUGGAAAAACCUUUAACCAUUGCCCAAACCUCACUAAAUAUCAAGUAAUUCAUACCAGAGAGAACCAUUACAAGUGUAGAGAAUUUGGCAACACCUUUUCCCAGUGUUGGAACCAUAGUCAAUAUCACAUAAUUCAUGCCGGACUAAAAUGAUACAAAUUUAAAGAAUGUGGCAAAACUUUUAACUAUUUAUCAAGCCUCACUGAACUUUAGUCAAUUCAUACUGAAUAGAAACCAUGCAAAUAUAAAGUCAAUAACACUUUUCAAAUAUGCCUUUUAAAUCAGAAUACUUAUUUUAGAGAAUCCAGUAAGGAAAGUUAUAUGAUUUUCUAGUAUGAAUGAAAAUACCAAGGGCAUGGAUGUUUGAAAAAAUGUAAUUUCCUACACUGUAUCCUUUUUAUUAUGACAGUAUUUGUGAUUUUUUGCAACACAAAUAGUAAUGUGAUUUAAAUCUCAAUUCAUUUGAUGCUUCUGUGAAUGCUUGUAAUGUGUAUUUUGACCAGUGGGUUUGUAAUGCUUUGUAAUGCGAAUUGUCUUCUGUGCAUUCUAUGAAUUUCUUUCUCCCUAAUCUGAUGACUUUGGGUUUGACAAUCUCUCAUGGCAAUUCCAUUGUGUUUACAUUCGUGUCUCAUGUAAAACAUACCAUAUGUUUUCCUUGUUCCAUAGAAUAUGUGUGGACUUUAUAUAUUCUCAUUCAUAAAACGUUUUAUUUAUUUA